Molecule: messenger RNA, 309 nt
Organism: Pyrenophora tritici-repentis Pt-1C-BFP
Lineage: Eukaryota; Fungi; Ascomycota; Dothideomycetes; Pleosporales; Pleosporaceae
Source: RefSeq, a predicted model, not a curated record
AUGUUCCAGCUGCGCGACGUGCCGACUGUGAAGGUGGUGAUGCGUGGUGUUUGGAGCAGAGAUGACAACGCUGUGUGGCAUGGUAUUGCCCGCGAAGAUUUCCUGGAGCUGAGUGUGUACGAAGAGAGAGAAGCCCCACUCGGCAUCUAUGCGCAUGUGCUUGAUCUGUUUCGCCAGACGCGGCGCCGCGAUCAAGGUAUAGAGGAAGAGAGCUACCGUCUUCUGCCGCUCUCGGAUAUGGUCUGCUCCGCGAUGUUGCUGGAUAGUCGGCGGGACUCCGUUCCAGUCUUGCUUGUUACCGUUGAGUGA